AUGUCUUCUACCAAGAAUGAUGAGCUCAUGGCGUUCUCCCCUGCUCUAAUGGCUAAGUGGGAGGCGGCAGCUGAUAAAGCAUCAAGAGACUUCCGCUCUGAUGUCGUCACGGUUCCAACGCCAGACAUGAUGCAGGCUAUCCUCGAGGCUACGGUGAACGAUGACAUAUACGAUGUUGACGGCGAUCCAUCCGUCAAGGCUCUCGAGGCUAGACUGGCGGAGUUGACUGGCAAGGAAGCCGCUCUCUGGGCAAUCUCUGGCACUCAAGGCAACCAGAUCUGCCUCCGCACCCAUCUUACUCAGCCGCCUCAUACCGUUCUUCUGGACUACCGUGCCCAUGUGCAUUGCUGGGAGUCCGGCGCCCUGCCAGUCAUGUCUCAGGCGUCUGCCACCACGGUUCAUCCCAAGAAUGGAGUUCACCUGACUCUCGACGAUGUCAAAGCGAACAUGAUUGCGGAUGGAAACAACGCCCAGGCCAUCUCGAAAUAUGUGCGGUCUUUCCCCGUACCAGAGGGACAGAAGCCAGUGGCGAUGCAUCUCGACGCCGCUCGCUUGUUUGAUGGUGUCAUCGGCGAAGGCGUCGACCUCAAGGCAUAUGCAGCUUGCUUUGACAGCCUGUCCAUCUGCCUGGCAAAGGGGAUCGGUGCACCCAUGGGAAGCGUGAUCCUUGGAAGUAAGCAAUUCAUCGAGCGUGCCAAAUGGUUCCGCAAGAUGUUUGGAGGCGGCACUAGGCAACCAGGAAUGAUGGCCGCUGCUGCGCUGGAAGCCUUGAACUACACACUUCCACGCAUGGGCAAUGUUCACGCAUUAACAAAGAAAACGGCCGCCCAGAUUGAAAAAUUGGGUUACAAGUUGGCGCUUCCGGUUCAGACGAACAUGAUCGUUCUUGAUCUGGCUGCCGUCGACAUCCCGGCCGCUUCGUUUGUGGACUACUGUGCAAGGCGUCGGGUUUCAGUCUUCCCGAAUGGAAGGAUUGUUUUCCAUCAUCAGGUCACCGACAAUGGAGCCAAUGCGCUGUUGGCUGCUUUGACGGAACUGGUUGGAGAUAAGAAUGCUGGUGUUGUUCUUAGCGAUGUGGAGGUUCACGGGGGGUACUCCUGA
Colletotrichum chrysophilum is the source of this 1101-nucleotide messenger RNA. RefSeq lists its product as uncharacterized. Gene Ontology annotation, biological process: glycine biosynthetic process; L-threonine catabolic process. The record is from RefSeq and is a predicted model, not a curated record. Gene Ontology annotation, cellular component: cytosol. Gene Ontology annotation, molecular function: L-allo-threonine aldolase activity. The transcript is spliced from 3 exons. The coding region runs from base 1 to 1101 and encodes 366 amino acids. NCBI's taxonomy places the organism in Eukaryota, Fungi, Ascomycota, Sordariomycetes, Glomerellales, Glomerellaceae.